This is a messenger RNA of Paramacrobiotus metropolitanus, 3087 nucleotides long. RefSeq lists its product as uncharacterized. Gene Ontology annotation, molecular function: guanylate cyclase activity. Bases 339 to 2030 code for a protein of 563 amino acids. Gene Ontology annotation, biological process: cyclic nucleotide biosynthetic process; response to oxygen levels. Gene Ontology annotation, cellular component: guanylate cyclase complex, soluble. The transcript is spliced from 16 exons. NCBI's taxonomy places the organism in Eukaryota, Metazoa, Tardigrada, Eutardigrada, Parachela, Macrobiotidae. The record is from RefSeq and is a predicted model, not a curated record.
GGGAGCAGAUUGGUACGUACAGGCACUACUAGGGAUGGUGGAGAUGGCGCCAUUGCAAGAGUACAGGAUGCUCGUCGUACUGGUGGACGUUAAGGAUGGAUAUGUACAACCUAAUAAUAACAUCGGAUAGUACGGAAAGGAUGUGAGUGUUUUCAAUGCUGCACAAAGUAUGCCACGGAGUCGCUAAUUACGGAACCGCAGCAUCAUUCCCGAUUGCCAACAUCUUGAUGCGUGUUCACAGCGAAAUGAUAUUUUCAACGACAGCACACAGCAGCCGCACGCGAUCUUACCAUGCUCAUCCUUCGCGCAUCUUGCACCGCGAAAAGUGAUUGUAAAGGAUGAAAAACGAGCCUGUCAACGUCGUACCUUACGUGGAUAUCGACACAUUUGAUCGGCAGCCACGAGGUCCGCCGGAAUUCUAUAAACUAACCGAUGCCGAUGGAGUUCCGGCGGGGGAAUUGUGGAAGACACGGAAAGUCCGUUUGGCUAAGCUGCUGGUUAUUGUCAUUGUUCCCAUGUUGGCUACCAUUGUACAGUGUGGAUUUUUUAUGAUCCAUAGCCAUCAAGAAUACAGUUUAUACAAACACACAAGCAAAAGUAUCGACGCAUCUCUGUAUAUGGGACUUUUACUGACGCAACUUCAAGAUGCAUCUAUCAAUGACGAAGGGCGAACCGUUUAUAAUAUCGCUGCAACUAUUCAGCAAGGUGUAGAGGAUCUCAGACAAUCCCAGUUGCAGAAUAACCGUCAUCCGGCAACAGAAUCAAGAAUUCUGGGUAUUUCUCACUGCGCUUCCAGCACAGAUAGCCUGGGAAAUGCGCGGAAAUAUCGAGUUGAUUUAGUGGCCUGCAAACUGCUGGCUCUGGAAGUUUGGAAGUUAACGGUGGAAAGAAUUUUCCUCGGAGGCGAUCGAGAAGGAAGUAUUUGGAACCUAUUUAUUUCAUAUGAACUGUUAUUGCGCUAUCGGUUUUCUAUGGAUUACGUCGAUGCUACACAGGAAUGCGCGAACACAUCAGCAGGCAUUGAUCGAACUGAUCUCUUUACGCGAGCUGUUCAUCGCAUACCGGAAAUGGAAACGAAGUUGGUCAUCUCCACAAUGCAAGGCACCUGCCCGAAUCGCUCCCACGUGGACCAGCUAACUGACAUUCUAAUUGCGUCAAUUAACGCGGAAAUGAGAAAAAAUCAACACGAUGUCGAACUGCGCUAUUACGCAGCCCUGACCCUCCUGGUUGUCACCGCUGUUAUUUGUCCACUGCUGUGCUUCGCUUUCGUCCGCUCGGCCACCAAGAUCUCAGCGGCUGUCAGUCAUUUCAACCGAGAAAUCAGCACACGCGCGACAGAGCUAAUGGCCACCCGGGCGGAUAUUGAGCAGUUCUUCCAGGAAUGUGUGCCGAGAGCAGUAGUGGACAUCCUGGCGAUAAGGAACGGUGAUACAUACGCUGAACAGUAUGAUUCAAUAACGCUGUUGUCGCUGGAUGUCGCCGGUUUGAAUGCCUUCAUCAACCGCUCCAACUCCGCACAGAUGACAGAGCUCCUUAAUGCUGUCUUUGAGACAGUGGAUCGUGUUGCCGACCGCUUCAACGUGUGCAUCGUGAAAACCGUGGGCGGAUCCGCACUGGUAUCCUGUGGCGUACCGGCACGCUACGACGCCCAUGCGGUGGAGAUGUGCAAGUUUGCACUGAAAUUGAUGGAAACGACGGAAACGGCUGAACAUCCGCCGACACGGCGCGCUAGAGACCUCUCAUUACGCCUUCGAAUGGGCCUUCACACGGGGCCAUGUAUUGCGGGAGUACUUGAAGGAACAAUUCCAGCGUACUGCCUGUUUGGCAGUAUGAAAGUCACAGUAGCACAGCUAAAGGAUUAUAGCCAAGGAGGAAGAAUAUUGCUGUCUAACCAUGUCAAAAUAGCGCUAAAUUCCUUUGGUUUGUUUCGGUGUAAGCCACGAGGUCAAGUCGACAUCAGGGAUUUUGGAGCUUUAUACUCUUGGUGGCUUAUCAGCAUGACUGGAACAAAUUUUUGUGCUGAAUUGUAGGCUGAUAAAGGAUAACAUAAUUAAAAAAGUCUUUCUAUGGACGUUAAAUUAUUUUGUAAUUUACAAUGCUUGGAUUCAGCACGACAAUUGCUGUUUUAUGGCGAUAGAAGCAUAGUGAUGCAAGUUUAUUGGGCAGCUAUGACAUCAGUUAUCAACUUAUCAUCAACCGAUUUUGGGUAGAUCUUGCUCGGUGUUAUUCAAAAUCAGAAUAUUCGACCGAAGCUUAUCCAAGAUUAUCUGUGUCCAGUGAAUAGUGUCGUGAUGUCGUAGUGUCGUGGAUACGUUAAAAAUUUGGUAGUGGUACCGCGUACGGAAAACUGGACACCACGGUUAUCAUAGGCCGCGAGCGCAUACAGGCUCGUGUCUCCAAGAAAUGGUUGGCGGUGGCGACAUAUUUUCCAUAGUAGGUGAACAUAGUGUACCCAGUGCGAUUUUCUUGGGCGGGAUGAACAUGCCAGUCGAAAAUGAAAAUGACGGCCGAAAUUAAAAUUCAUGCCCACCCCGAGAAUGCUGCCAUUGGCUGGUAAUUAUCGUCGCGCUCGGAAUUUCGUCGCGUUCGGAAUUUCCGCUCUGGCAGACCGAUUCUGAAGAUUCCAAAAACUUCGAUUUUUGGCAUUUUCGUUUGGGGGGCUUGGGGCAGUGUAGGGCGGAAUGACUGGCAUGACCAAAAUGCAGUCGCAAUUGCCAUCUACUUCUAACGUCCAGCUACGUAUAUACGUGUUUACUUAUCCGCAUUUAGUUUCGUUCUUGCUUGUGUACUAGAAGUGUAGAGCACGAAUGAUGAAUCCUAUCCCGAUGGCAUUAUCUCCCAGAAAGUUUACCGUUCAGCUGUGCUAAAGAAAGUUUGUGUCAUCCCAGGUUAUAAGUAGUGCUAUAGACUUUUAAUCAGCAGAGAAAUUCUGGAGGCAAUUAGAUGUUGCUUUUAGACUACAUGUGCGUAAGUCUGGUGUUUCCGGCUCAAUUGAUGAAUUUUCUAUUUUCGUGUUACGAAUAAAAGGGGAGUCCCCGAAGCGGUUAUCCGCGAAUGCGAUGAAAAGAUUUGAAUAUCAAACAUCUA